UAUUAAAACAAAACUAUAUAAAAAAUAUGUUAGAAAUAUAUAAAAUUACUACAUAAAAAUAUUAUAUUAAAUAGUAUCGACGGCUCUAAAAAAGAUUUCUGGUUGAAAUAAUCCAUUCCAUAUUGAUAUUUCUUUGAAUUCCUCACUAUAAAAUUAUGGCGCCAAUCAUAAGAGGGAAUCCGAUUUGGAUAGAUCCUUCUCUUCCUGGAGGAAAAUAAAAAAUUCAGCAGAGGAAAACACAUGGUAUUGAUCCGUUUCGCUAAGACCCCCAAGUUGUAUUAUUACAUUUUUGUGCCUGUCGCGUUAAUCCUGACUUAUUUUUACGUCUUCAAAAAAAAGCAUGUAUAUUCUGGAGUCUUAAACUAUACCAAUUGGUUGCCCAGCGAAGGUUAUUCUCCCUUUCAGAUUCGUAAAAGUGUAGAUGGCGUUAAAAUAAGCUUCCUACGACCUUCUCCUAACAGUGGUAGUCAGAAUAUCAUGGGAGCCGAUACCCGGAUAAAUGAAUCUUAUAAAGAUUCAUCUCUUCCCAAAUCCUUUUCGUUCCAAAUAAAUAUGGCGACUCCGCCGACAGCCGAUUCUAUACGUUUCAUCUUCCUCAUCCCUUCUAAACGCGUUCCGCUGCCGAAUAAAUCGAGCGGUACCAAAAUAACGGCUAAGCCAUCUGGCAAAAAUAUCGAAAUGGAAAUUUCUAAUAUGUCGUCGAUAUCGAAAAACGGAAUAAAUAAUAGUCGGGAGGAUUCGAAUAUGGGAAUCAAGCACGAUAUAAACCCGACCGUAAAAAGGGCGAAAACGAAUUCUUCUAAAAAAUUUAACCCGAAUUCCUCCGCCAAAUUUGUCAGGUUAGCGAACAUGGUAGGUAAACAAAAUAAAACGAAAUUCGAACUUAACGCUAUAACGUUACCCCGGGCCAAAUUCAGGGAUUUGGAUUUAUUGUUUAGCGGGAAACUGGCGGCCGAUGAUCCUAGCGUUAUAAGGGCCCUUAGCGAGGGUUUUAUUUACCCGCCUUCGACGUACCCCGAAUAUAUAUUAAAAGAGCCGGCCAAGAAAGAUUUUUCCAUGGGGCAAAUCGAAGCUAUAAGACCUUACCUCGAUUUCAAACAACCUGGCUUUUUCGUGGAGUGCGGGGCACUAGACGGAGAAACCCGUUCCAAUUCCUUGUAUUUGGAGAGGGAGUUCAAAUGGGAAGGUCUCUUGGUCGAAGCGGACGCCAAAAAUUUCAAUCUACUGUUGGGAAAACGGAGGAAAUCGUAUUCCAUCAACUCUUGCAUGAGCAUCAAACCCAGUCCCCUUAUAUUACCGUUUUACGAACAUUUCAAUUUGGGCCACGUGAUACACCCGGGGACAAAUAAGAAGGAGACGAUCGGAAAAGCUAUGCCCUGUUUCCCGCUUUACUCCAUGCUAUUAGCCUUAAACAAAACCCAAAUAGAUUAUUUUUCCCUGGAUAUCGAAGGAUCCGAGCUUGACGUUUUAAUGACAGUUCCGUUCGAUAAAGUGUUUAUCAAGGUUUUGUCGGUGGAAUUUUACCACGUCAGACAAGGAAGUUUUAACCUAAAGAAUUUUAUGAUCGCCCGCGCGUUUACCUUAGUCAACAAAGUGACCCAUCCCAAAGCUCUAGCGAACGAUUUUAUAUUUGUUAAUAACAAGGUUAUCCAAGACUUCCAACGUGCUUACACCAAAUUUUCUAUUAAAACAAAUAAGAGCGAAGUGUCGUAAUGAAGAUAUUUAUGUGUUCGGAAGUGUUCUUUUUUAUGCUAAACUACUAAUAACAUUUAACAAGUUGCUCCAUCAGAAUUCACCUUUAUCAGUUGAAAGUACCUUCAGCAAAUUUUUAAAAAUUAAUUUUUUUGUCAUUGGGUUUAAAUUCAAUCUUUGAAACUUUGAACCAUAAAAAAAUAUUGUUUUUUUUUAAAUUUUUUUGUUGUGAAUCUAGGAUAUUGGUAAAUUAAAAUAACGUAUCAU
Messenger RNA from Gordionus sp. m RMFG-2023, 1959 nucleotides. RefSeq lists its product as uncharacterized. The coding region runs from base 241 to 1713 and encodes 490 amino acids. The transcript has 6 exons. Lineage: Eukaryota; Metazoa; Nematomorpha; Gordioida; Chordodea; Parachordodidae. The record is from RefSeq and is a predicted model, not a curated record.